Molecule: messenger RNA, 711 nt
Organism: Peronospora farinosa
Lineage: Eukaryota; Oomycota; Peronosporomycetes; Peronosporales; Peronosporaceae
Source: the annotation of a GenBank genome assembly
AUGUUGGAUGAUGGGGAGAAGAAACUACACCUGAUCAAGUCACGCCUAAACCAAGAACAAGUUGAGGACGACGUGUGCCGACAAAAUUACGGUGAUAAAAAGUGGGCUCGUCCUCUGUCCUCUUCAUUCAAUCGAAAAUUUCGAGCAGACAUGUAUCGGUGUUUCAGUUUGGUGAGGGAGGCAAAAACAUCCGAUCGUACGGCUCGAGAUAAGCUCAAUGAAAACCAGGAAAAGUUGGAGGCAUUGUCGCGGGAUAAGGCAAGUCUUGAUCAUGAGUUGCCAGAGUUACAGCAAAACAACUUCAGCUGUAAGGAAGAGAUAGCAUGUGUGUCUUCGCUGUUUUCGCACCUUGAACGACAUGUGCAGGAAAAACACCACGUCUUAUAUGAUUUUAGACAUUCUUACAACAAUUUUGACGCUCUUCCUGAGCUACUGAGUGGGAAAAAUGCUGGCGCCGUCUUUACCGAUACUGCAUUCGAAACCGAAAAGCAGUCUUUAUGCGAUGAAUUUGAGAGGAGAAUUUCUUCUAUAUGUAAAUUGGAGCGCUAUAUGCUCCAAGAGAUAGUAAAGGCCAACGCUCGUUUUGAAGCAAAGAAAGAGAUCAGUCAUGUGCUGCGCGAGCGUCAAACGUUUCUUCAAUAUUUGAACGAUGGUGCUGACGUUUUCGAACAGCUUCAUUCGCACGUCGAAGAAAAAAAAGUUUUACGAUGA